CCUCACGUUCAUAUGUCAAAAACCAAAACCAACCAUAAAAAAUAAAAAAACAAAAAACAACAACGUCUUGGCACGAUACCUACCCAUGCUCUCAAUCAACUGCAAUGAACAUUCAAAACGUUAUCGAAAUCAAAACCAAAAUCGUAAAUCAUUUGGGAACACAUUUAAGGUAUAGGUUCAUCACCACACUCGAUUAAACUACCACCUAUUUCGGCAGAUGACUCUGUUACAAAUGACUCUGUGCACAACAAUGUCGCAAAUGCGCAUACGCGUAAAUUUUUCAGCAACAAAACGAAAGCCAUCGUCUGGGGCAUGCAACAACGGGCUGUACAAUCAAUGCUGGAUUUCGAUUUCAUUUGCAGACGUGAUGAACCAUCCGUUGUCGCUAUGGUAUACCCCUUCACCGGCGAUCAUAAGCAAAAGUAUUACUGGGGUCACAAAGAGAUUCUUAUUCCAGUUUAUAAGAAAAUGUCUGACGCUGUUAAGAAUCAUAAAGAUGUCGAUGUGAUGGUUAACUUUGCCUCAUUACGUUCGGCUUAUGAUUCAACUUUAGAGGUAUUGGAGUUCCCACAAAUACGCACAGUGGCUAUUAUUGCUGAAGGCAUCCCCGAGAAUUUGACCCGCAAACUGAUUGUUUCCGCCGACAAGAAAGGCGUAUCUAUCAUUGGGCCCGCCACUGUUGGUGGUGUCAAGCCUGGUUGCUUCAAAAUCGGCAACACCGGCGGCAUGUUGGAUAAUAUAUUGCAUUCAAAACUCUAUCGUCCCGGAAGUGUGGCCUAUGUAUCGCGUUCCGGCGGUAUGUCCAACGAAUUGAACAACAUUGUCUCAAAAGCUACGGAUGGUGUGCAGGAGGGUAUUGCUAUUGGCGGUGAUCGCUAUCCGGGUUCAACAUUUAUGGAUCACAUUUUACGCUACCAGGCCGAUCCUGAGGCCAAGUUGAUUGUGCUGCUCGGUGAGGUAGGCGGCACGGAGGAAUACGAGGUGUGCGCAGCUCUCAAGGAUGGACGCAUAACAAAACCUUUAGUGGCGUGGUGUAUUGGUACAUGUGCCAGCAUGUUCACCUCUGAGGUGCAAUUUGGCCAUGCAGGUUCAUGCGCCAACUCAGAUCGGGAGACGGCUUCUGCAAAGAACAAGGCAUUGCGUGAGGCAGGCGCAUACGUACCCGAAUCUUUCGAUUCGUUGGGUGACCUCAUUCAACAAGUAUAUGCCGAACUAGUAAAAUCGGGACGCAUUGUGCCCAAAGAAGAAGUACCACCACCCACUGUGCCAAUGGAUUACUCUUGGGCGCGUGAAUUAGGUUUAAUCCGCAAACCCGCUUCCUUCAUGACGUCUAUUUGCGAUGAGCGUGGCCAAGAGUUGCUGUAUGCUGGCAUGCCCAUCAGCGAGGUGCUCAACAAGGACGUGGGUAUUGGUGGUGUGGUGUCACUCUUGUGGUUCCAGCGCUGUCUGCCUCCAUACGUUUGUAAGUUCUUCGAAAUGUGCCUAAUGGUGACGGCUGAUCAUGGACCGGCUGUUUCGGGUGCGCAUAACACAAUUGUGUGUGCACGUGCCGGCAAAGACUUGGUUUCGUCCGUCGUCAGUGGCUUGCUGACAAUUGGUGAUCGCUUUGGUGGCGCUUUGGAUGGUUCAGCCCGGCAAUUCUCCGAGGCCUAUGACUCUAAUUUGCAUCCAAUGGAGUUUGUCAAUCAAAUGCGCAAGGAAGGUAGACUCAUUAUGGGUAUUGGACAUCGUGUCAAAUCGAUUAAUAACCCAGAUGUGCGCGUGAAAAUUAUCAAGGAAUUUGUAUUGGAAAAUUUCCCAGCUUGCCCAUUGCUCAGAUAUGCGCUGGAAGUGGAGAAGAUCACGACAAGCAAAAAGCCGAACCUGAUCCUGAAUGUAGAUGGUGUAAUUGCUACGAGUUUCGUGGACAUGUUACGCAACUGCGGCUCAUUCACGAGGUGAGUUCAGU
Rhagoletis zephyria (snowberry fruit fly) is the source of this 1948-nucleotide messenger RNA. RefSeq names its product ATP-citrate synthase-like. NCBI's taxonomy places the organism in Eukaryota, Metazoa, Arthropoda, Insecta, Diptera, Tephritidae. Gene Ontology annotation, cellular component: cytosol. The record is from RefSeq and is a predicted model, not a curated record. Gene Ontology annotation, biological process: acetyl-CoA biosynthetic process; fatty acid biosynthetic process. Gene Ontology annotation, molecular function: ATP citrate synthase activity.